Mycotypha africana is the source of this 1350-nucleotide messenger RNA. RefSeq lists its product as uncharacterized. The coding region runs from base 306 to 1163 and encodes 285 amino acids. Lineage: Eukaryota; Fungi; Mucoromycota; Mucoromycetes; Mucorales; Mycotyphaceae. The transcript is spliced from 4 exons. The record is from RefSeq and is a predicted model, not a curated record.
UCCUGGGUCUUUCGUACCCUUUUUGUUAUCUUUGAACGCAGAAUUUGAGAGGGAACACGAUGAUCAUAAACCAUUUGACGUACGACGACGUCCUCUUCCAAAAUUGCUGUCCUUACUGCCAAAGGUUUCCGUUCAAUGGAGGUUCAUUACCUUGAGCGUGAACGCUCUGUCUUCUUUUGUGAAACGUCCUUUACCCCGCAAUUACCAAAGCCAAUUAGAGCUGUUUUUCCAUGUCUUUGAUUUCAAGAAACUCCGGUACAAAAGGUAAGCAUACAGUUAAUACGGUAUACAGUCGAGUAUAAUGUAUGAGCUUUAACUUCUUGGGCACUUGUAGUAUCUCUGAACUAACACCGAAUGGUGAUAACAAAGAGCUCUUUGGUAAUAUUGUCAGAACGGAUGGGUUUUCAGUUGAUUUUCUUUUUUAUAAAAGACAACAAUCUGGCCAUGGUGCCUUGUUCCAAAAAUUUGACCUCACUCUUGAUGAUUUUUCUCUGGAUGAAGUUGACAAUACUUAUUUACCUAUUACCCUGGAUCCCGGAAGAAAGUCUGUUUUUACUGCUGCUAUUGGCCUUGAAUAUAACAGACAAGUGCGAAGAUGCACUACAUCUGAAUACUAUCAUAUGACAGGGUCGACCCAAUACAGUACCAAGUUAAACAGAAAGAAGGCCGUUACAGGCAUAGAUCUCAUAGAAAGUCAGAUACCCUCGCCAAAAACCUCUCGUUUGGAAAUAUAUGAGCUAUACACUGCUUAUACACUCAAUAACCUGGACGCUCUCUUGGCUUUUUAUGGAUCCGAAACUGCAAAGGACCGGUUUAUGUUGUACCAAGGUACACAAAGAGCACCGGAAACAAUGGCCAACAUGUUGACUCAUGGAACGGCCAAGUACAAUCACAAGAAGAGAAGCAAGGCAAGGAAGAGGAAAAGACAGCGGAAGAAGAAGAAGAAAGGAAAGAAUGCCAACCAACAGCAGCCAACAAAAAGUGCCAAGAAGUGGAAGGCUGAUAAGUAUUUGGAAUCCCCUAGAAGGGUGCCACUGAUUGUGUUUGGUGCUGGAAUGUUUGGCAAAGAUGUAGUCAAGCUGAAAGGGCAAAGAUGCGGUGUUGUUGGGUACCGGCGUUCUUCACUGCAAGCAAUGUCUAAAGCUAUGGCAGAGAGACAUUAACGCUGCUAUUAACAUGAUGACUAUAUCUCAAGCAGUUUGGUCCGGAGCUGGAAGACCCGAUGUUUUUAAGCCAGCGAAGAAGAAAAAAGUAUCGCCGUAAUAAACACGGUUUUCCUUCAUUUUGAGGAUUUAGAUCAUUACAGUUAAAAUACUGUAGAAUGCUUUUAUUACAUUUAGAAGGGUUUAG